Molecule: messenger RNA, 2058 nt
Organism: Suillus clintonianus
Lineage: Eukaryota; Fungi; Basidiomycota; Agaricomycetes; Boletales; Suillaceae
Product: major facilitator superfamily domain-containing protein
Exons: 10
Coding region: 1-1632 (543 amino acids)
Biological process (GO): transmembrane transport; phosphate ion transport
Cellular component (GO): membrane
Molecular function (GO): phosphate transmembrane transporter activity
Source: RefSeq, a predicted model, not a curated record
AUGGCUGCAAUCCCUGACCAACAAUCCAGCCAUGAAUCGUACCACGAGAAGGGGAAGACUACCGCGACUGUGUUGGACGAGCGCCGCCGCGCUGCUCUGGCAGAAAUUGACAAUGCACCCUUCUCGUGGUUCCAUGUCAAAGUUUGCCUGGUCGCUGGCGUAGGUUUCUUUACCGACGCCUACGAUAUCUUUGCCAUCAACAUCGCCGCCACAAUGUUGGGCUACGUCUAUGGUCACACAGCCAACCAGCUUAACACCAACCAAUCUUUGGGGGUUAAGGUAGCAACCCCUGUUGGAAACUUGGUUGGUCAGCUCCUUUUUGGAUGGCUCGCAGAUCAUGUGGGCCGUAAGAGGAUGUAUGGCGUCGAGCUUAUGGUCAUGAUUAUUGCGACUUUCGGUCAGGCUCUCGCAGGCCAGGCCCCAGCUGUGAACGUUCUCGGCGUGAUUAUUGUCUGGCGUUUCAUUAUGGGCGUUGGAAUCGGUGGCGAUUACCCUCUGAGUGCCAUCAUUUCCUCAGAAUUCGCCGCUACACAUUCACGCGGUCGUCUUAUGACUGCUGUGUUCGCUUCACAAGGAUGGGGUCAAUUUGCUUCUGCCCUUGUCGGUAUUAUCGUCGUCCAAGCAUACAAAAAUGAUAUCCUCAGUGCCCCAUUCCCAUGCACUGUCCCUGUCGAUUAUACCUGGCGUCUCUUGAUUGGUCUUGGAUGCGUCCCCGGUGUCAUUGCACUCUACUUCCGUCUCACAAUCCCUGAAACUCCCCGUUUCACCAUGGAUAUCGAGCGUAAUGUCGCACAGGCUACUGCAGAUGUCAACAACGUGUUGACACCCGGGAAGCACGUCGUGGACGAAGGCGCUCCGAUUCAGCGUGUCACAGCCCCGAAGGCAACCCGCUCAGACUUUGCUGCGUACUUCGGCCAGUGGAAGAACAUGAAAGUCCUGAUUGGCACCUCCUACUCCUGGUUCGCUCUCGAUAUCGCUUUCUAUGGCCUUGGUCUAAACAGCGCGAUCAUCUUAACGGCAAUCAACUUUGGCAGUCCCACUGGUAUCAAAACCUCGUCACUUUAUGUUUACCAGAACUUGUACAACAUUUGUGUCGGCAACCUUAUCCUCUCCGUGGCGGGCUUGAUUCCAGGAUAUUGGGUAUCUUUCCUUUUCAUCGACUCCUGGGGACGCAAGCCCAUCCAACUGAUGGGCUUCUCCGUACUCACAAUCCUUUUCGUCAUUAUGGGUUUCGGCUAUGAUGCACUGAACGCCUCCGCCGCGGGCAAGAAGGCAUUUGUCUUCCUGUACUGCCUCACCAACUUCUUCCAAAACUUUGGCCCCAACACCACCACUUUCGUCAUUCCUGGAGAGGCUUUCCCCACUCGUUACCGUUCGACAGGCCACGGUAUCUCUGCCGCCACCGGAAAGCUCGGAGCUAUCAUUUCCCAGGUCGGCUUUGCUCAGCUGGUCAACAUCGGCGGAACGAACCAAUUUGUGAAACACAUUAUGGAGAUCUUCGCUCUGUUCAUGUUGACUGGUAUCUUCUCCACACUUCUCAUUCCCGAGACAAAACAGAGAUCGCUUGAAGAUAUCUCGAAUGAGGAGCAGGAAGGCUACAUCCAAGAGGUUCCGGAAGCGACUCGUUCCUAAGCAAUUGUGUACUGUGUUGCAAUAUUAUCAUUAUUUUGCUUUCUACACAGCGCGGACUAAUGUUUAUGUAUCACACUUAGUCGAUGUAUAUAAGUACAUGCAUGCCGCUUAUUUCAGUGUUCAAGAAAAAGAGAUUAAAGUUGUACGAACUUACUGGUUGUGGAGCGUCAUGUCUACGAUCAGUACUAUGUAGUACACUAGUGACAAGUGAAUUGAUCAACUUAUUCCUCACACUGGUCUUUCGGAGGGACACAGGCAGGAAGUCCAUUCCCUUACUGCGCAUAGCCAAAAGCUUUCUUGAGCUUUGCGCAGCUUAUGACCUGUAUCUAUGAAGUCCGCUGCGUCACGAGGGCCAGAAAGUGUGAAUAUUCGAAUUUGCCCGUCGAGCGAGCUGGUGCUCAGAACUAAUUGUGCCCUAGAGUGAUC